Molecule: messenger RNA, 882 nt
Organism: Argiope bruennichi
Lineage: Eukaryota; Metazoa; Arthropoda; Arachnida; Araneae; Araneidae
Exons: 7
Coding region: 1-882 (293 amino acids)
Biological process (GO): sodium ion transmembrane transport
Cellular component (GO): membrane
Molecular function (GO): ligand-gated sodium channel activity
Source: RefSeq, a predicted model, not a curated record
AUGUAUCUCCAGUACCCCUCAUCAGUAGAACUCGAAGUUGUACAACCCGCAGAUGUUGAACUGCCGGCUUUCACAAUAUGCAAUAUCAAUGAAAUCCGUUCUACUCCCUACUGUGAAAGAUAUCCAAAAUAUUGCGGGACUCCGGAUUCUGAUCCUCAGUUUUGCGUGCAUUUCGCUGAAUAUUGCAAUCUCGUUAAUACUUCGAAAAAGGUUCCCCUUUUCAGCGACAAAGCUUUCUUCAGACAUCUCUCUCGCUACGAACAACAAGUAUUCGGACACCAGUACAGAGACUUGGUGAAUACUUGUACAAUUGAGACAGAUGACGAAGAAACCGAAUGUUCUUCAGAGCCAGUAUUGGUUCCGGCCUUGAGCUUUUCUUACGAAGUUCCUUUCAAUUGUUUCAUGAUCUAUUCUCUUCAUAAGAAACCGAAUGGAAAUCCUCUUAAAGUCCCAGUAUCAACCAAAUUCCACUUGUCACUAAAUUUGGAGGUUUCAGAGUAUCACCCCUCUCAUCUCUCAAGAGGCGCUCAACUUAGUAUACACUCACCCUACCACGUCCCCUCUCCUGUGAGCGAAGGUCUCUUCCUAAAUAUGGGAACCGUUUACAGAAUCUAUGUCAGACUCGCAGAAAAGAAUUUGUUGCCUCCUCCUUACAAAAGCAAUUGUAUAAACUAUGAGAAACAAUGGAAAGAAAAUGGAGGAACAGGACCAGUCACUGAAAAGAUGUGCAAAGAAAAGUGCAAACUGGAAAAGUCCUUGGAUGCAUACGGGUGUGCUGAACGUCGAAUAGAUUAUCCUCAUAACAAAACCAUCUGCGCUAACCGUAAGUUUUAUGGAAAGGUCAUUAUUUGUUUGUUCUUGGUAAAUUUUCCAUAUGAAUAG